Messenger RNA from Microsporum canis CBS 113480, 549 nucleotides. RefSeq lists its product as uncharacterized. NCBI's taxonomy places the organism in Eukaryota, Fungi, Ascomycota, Eurotiomycetes, Onygenales, Arthrodermataceae. Bases 1 to 549 code for a protein of 182 amino acids. The record is from RefSeq and is a predicted model, not a curated record. The transcript is spliced from 3 exons.
AUGAUGAUCUUGAAUGAUAAUCUUGGUGAGGGGACAUGGUGUCAGAAGGAAGGCAACAAUGCUGUAUCCACAUUAAAUGUUCGGAUCAGAGCUGCUAAUGCCCCUGGUGUGCUUGUGUUAGUCGAAUUCCAGCAACAACUGAUCACCAAGACUUCAAUGCUUAGACUUGGCAACAAAGCCACCUGCUCCUCAAUAUUAGUUCACAUCACACUCCAAGCUCGAGUACCAUCCAUCUAUUCGACCACCAUCUGGGGCAUCCACGACAAGUUUGUCAAUACCACUCGUGAGGCCGAUUCGAAGGUAGCAAGAGCGUUGAUUCGAGUUCGUGUGAAGUUGAAGUUGAGAAAAGAAAACGCGAAAAACUUUUUUCUUAUUUAUGGGUUACGCUUAUAUAAGCAAAUCAAGAUUAACAGCUAUAUAUCACGUGAUUCUACCUUGCAUCGCGGCUUUUUGGUUUCUUUUGAUGGAACGAAGAAAGUUGAUGAUAAUAAACAGACACAAGAAACGAAAGGGUUGGAUGCCCUUCCAGAAAUAAUCUCAGACUGUUGA